AUGGGGACCCUCCGAAACGUGGCCAUUGUCGUUCUGGUCAUAUCCUUCUUCACAUUCGUUGCCUUUUUUGGGAGACUCCCAGCUCUGAGGAAUACUCCCAUCGGCACUCUACACCGAGUCAUAUGGCUUCAUAUUCCUGGAAGUCUUCGAGCCCUCGACCAGAGACUCACACAUGGCCGUUUGAGUGCUUGGUUCUUAAGACUCGCGCAUACGUUAUGGAACGAUAGACAUCCAACUGUUAUGAUAUUCUUCAUGCUUCUGCUAUCCGUGUCUGAAAUCCUCUUUUUGCCUCCAGCAUGGUCCAUGCUUACAACAACCCGGAAGGUCAACGCGUCGAUCAUUCUCGCACUGCCAUAUGUCUUCCUUUAUGCGGCUGCUGCAAGCGACCCUGGUUACAUAACGCCAGAGAAGCAUUCUCACCAAAUGACUCUAUACCCUUAUGACUUUACAGUCUUUCAUCCUGGCCAAACAUGCCAUACAUGUCAUCUUCUGAAACCAGCUCGCUCAAAGCAUUGCAGUAUUUGCAAACACUGCGUAGCCAAAAUGGAUCACCACUGCAUAUUCAUCAACAAUUGUGUCGGGUAUGGAAAUCAUCACUACUUCUUACUUCUUCUCCUCACCACCGCAGUCUUAACGACAUACGCAACCUUUGUCGGCUUCUCCAUCCUCUCAGAUCAAAUUCGAGUAGAGAUUCCUUCCUGGAAGGUUUGGGGUCCAGGUUUCACUUGGUCCCAAUACGCCAAUAUAUGGGCGUGGGCCCUACAAGAGCAUACUAGAAUCGGUGCUGUGACCUUGCUAUGUUUCCUUACCUCGCCACUUAUUUGGGGCCUCUUUGGCUACCAUAUGUAUCUCAUCUGGGCCGGAACCACCACGAACGAGUCGAUGAAAUGGUCAGACUGGCAAACUGAGAUGAGAGAGGGCUAUGCCUUUAAACGUGGCCUCUCUACCGACCGACAAAAAGACGAAGCAAUAGAACCAGCAUGGACGCGGUGGCCAGUGGAGAGCGAGCAAAUCAUCGUGAGAACAGAGGAUGGAUUGCCACCUCGAGGUCCACGAGCGAUUGGUGUUGGAGAAUGGCAAAGGGUUUGGAAGCUGGCUGAUGUUGAGAAUCUUUAUGACCUUGGAUUCUGGGAUAAUUUGUCGGAUGCCUUCUGGCCCAGGUAUGGAUUCCACCGUCGUUCUCCGAGUGGGAAUCAAGAUGCUCGAAGCUACCCUGCGUCACCGGCUGAUGCAGGUUCUGGUACUCGACAGUAG
Messenger RNA from Hyaloscypha bicolor E, 1254 nucleotides. Its product is annotated as zf-DHHC-domain-containing protein. The coding region runs from base 1 to 1254 and encodes 417 amino acids. The transcript is spliced from 3 exons. Gene Ontology annotation, molecular function: protein-cysteine S-palmitoyltransferase activity. The record is from RefSeq and is a predicted model, not a curated record. NCBI's taxonomy places the organism in Eukaryota, Fungi, Ascomycota, Leotiomycetes, Helotiales, Hyaloscyphaceae. Gene Ontology annotation, biological process: protein targeting to membrane; peptidyl-L-cysteine S-palmitoylation. Gene Ontology annotation, cellular component: Golgi apparatus; endoplasmic reticulum.